Molecule: messenger RNA, 885 nt
Organism: Benincasa hispida (wax gourd)
Lineage: Eukaryota; Viridiplantae; Streptophyta; Magnoliopsida; Cucurbitales; Cucurbitaceae
Source: RefSeq, a predicted model, not a curated record
AUGCCAGAAAAUACAAGCCAUUCAGAAACCAGCACGUCUAACGUGGGAAAGCAGGAGGUGCCUCUGAACGCACCAUUCCUCAGGCGUCUGAUGAAGAAGAAUAAUGAACAUCAGUUCAAGAGCUUUCUCGAGCUUCUAAAGCAGCUGCAUAUCAACAUACCACUCAUAGAAGCUUUGGAGCAGAUGGCAACAUACAUGAAAUUUUUUAAGGACAUUUUGACGAAAAAGAGAAAAGUCAGUGAGAAAGAAGUAAUAGCACUAACGCAGGAAUGCAACACGUUAGUAAGCAACAAGCUACCACAGAAGCAGAAGGACCCAGGGAGCUCCACAGUUCCUUGUUCAAUUAGAGGAUUAGAUGUGGGUCAUGCGUUGUGCAACCUAGGAGCGAGCAUCAAUCUCAUGCCCUUUUCAGUUUUUAAGAAUUUGAAGAUUGGCAAGGCACAACCUACUUCUGUCGCCCUUCAACUCGCUGAAAGGACAAUUAAAUACCCGGAAGGGAAGAUUGAAGAUGUUUUGGUGAAGGUUGACAAUCUCAUAUUCCCAGCAGACUUCAUUAUUCUGGAUUAUGAAGCAGAUAGGGAGGUUUUAAUCAUCCUUGGACGCCCUUUCUUGGCCACUGGGAAAGUUCUUAUUGAUGUGCAUAAAGAUGAGCUAACCAUGUGUGUGGAUAAUGAAGAGGUGAAAUUUAAUGUGCUCAACGCAUUAAAAUUCCCAGACAGUGAUGAUUUUCAGCUAAACAAUAUUGAAUUGACUGAAGAAGAGACUCGAGUAUGUGAAGUUUUCGCGUUGGAGGGAACCCUGAAGGAAUCCGAGCCGCCAAGUCUGAGUGAACGGCAGACAAAACCAAUGCGUCCUUCACUUGAACAACACCUGAACUCGAAUUAA